CCAAGCUUGCCUUCACAUUUGCGCAACGACAACAAUAAUAAUCCGAAGUACCGACACAUUGUCUUUUGUUUGGGAUUUCCAUAUUCCGUUUUGCCAAAUGGCUGCAAUUGACUUGGCGACAUCGCAUGAUAACAAACCAUAAUCUUGGUAAUCUGAGGGCAAGGAAAGAAACUGACUCCCAGUUCCCGACAUAGCCUUUUUAAGGCACACCCUCCACGAGCCAUUCACAAGAAAUAACUGCGACGCCACCAUUCGCAGCUCAGCUUGACAAAACCCGACGCAUUCCCCUCCGCCUCCAUGUGCACAGCAGCCGAGGCUCACUCCCAACCACAUUUGCAUCUCGAUCCUUAGCCUUUGGCGCUCAGCCAAGGCUAGCCUCCAGAUCAUAUUUGCGAUAUCCGCGGUAGCAGAGCAGGAACUCCAAGAUGGGAAUCCCCGCUGCUUUCCGGUGGUUGUCCACCAAAUACCCCAAGAUCAUCUCCCCCGUCGUGGAGGAUCAGCCUAUGGUGAUGGAUGACGGAACCGUCAUCCCGGUUGAUACCACCCGUACCAAUCCAAAUGGAGAGGAGUUCGACAACCUUUACUUAGACAUGAAUGGCAUCGUGCACCCUUGCUCCCAUCCAGAGGAUAGGCCUGCUCCGAAGGAUGAGGAGGAGAUGAUGGUGGAGAUUUUCAAGUACACUGAACGUGUUGUCAACAUGGUGCGACCCCGCAAGUUGCUCAUGAUUGCCGUUGAUGGUGUUGCUCCGCGUGCGAAGAUGAACCAGCAGCGAUCGAGGCGCUUCCGAGCUGCCCAAGAAGCCAAGGAGAAAGAAGACGAUAAAAUCCAGCUUCUGCAACUGCUCAAGCAGCAGAAUGGUGGAGUUUUGAAGCAGGAAUCGAUCGAGACUGUUACCAAGAAGGCUUUCGACUCGAAUUCCAUCACUCCGGGAACACCGUUCAUGGAUAUCCUAGCUUCGAGUCUCAGAUACUGGUGUGCCUACAAACUCAAUACGGAUCCUGCGUGGGCCAAGAUGAAAGUCAUUAUUUCCGACGCCACGGUUCCUGGGGAGGGCGAGCAUAAGAUUAUGGAGUUUGUCCGCUCGCAACGCUCUUCCCCUGAACAUGACCCAAAUACUCGCCACGUCAUAUAUGGCCUGGAUGCUGACCUGAUCAUGCUGGGGCUGGCUACUCACGAGCCACAUUUCCGUGUCCUCCGUGAAGACGUCUUUGCCCAGGAAGGGAAAGUGAGGAUGUGCAAACUCUGUGGCCAGAAGGGUCACGAUGAAAGGGCUUGCAAGGGCGAGGCAAAGGAGAAAGACGGAGAGUUCGAUGAGAAAGAUAAGGCACACCCUCUCAAGCCUUUUAUCUGGCUUCACGUCUCUGUCCUUCGCGAAUAUCUGGCCGUUGAACUGGACGUCCCCGGCCUUCCCUUCCGUUUCGACCUUGAGAGAGCUAUUGAUGACUGGGUCUUUAUGUGCUUCUUUGUCGGUAAUGAUUUCCUGCCACAUCUACCCUCCCUGGAAAUUCGCGAGAACGGGAUCGACACUCUGAUGGCCAUCUGGAAAGACAAUCUGCCCCACAUGGGGGGCUAUGUCACCAAGGAUGGCCAUGUCGACCUUGAGAGGGCCCAGUAUAUCAUGAAUGGCCUCGCGAAGCAGGAAGACGCCAUCUUCAAGCGGAGGAAGGAGACGGAAGACAGAAGAGAAGCCGGUUUCAAGCGGCGGAAGCUUCAGCAGCAAAACAACUCGCGAGGAGGCUACGGGGGCAAUGGUAGAGGUCAAUAUCGGAAUCCUGAGAGCAACGGUCCACCAGCAGGACUUGCUCUGCACCCUAUUUCCAGUUUCCCGAGCGACCUGCCGAAGGCCAUCACGCACGACAUGGUGGUAAACCGUGGAUCCGUACAGCAAGCCAACGUGGCCAACAAGAGCGCAGCCAGUGUCCUCAAAAGCCAGAUACAGGGCCUGAUGGCCGAGGCCAGCAAGCCUGCCGCGGCGAGUGAGGAUCCAAACUCAAGCCCCCAAACUCCAGCGUCGGCAUUAGGGAAGCGCAAAGCUUCCUUGCUAGAGGCGGAGGGUGAUGCGAGCACUCCCGGGACAAGCACUCCAGAGCCCAACACGUCCAACACGCCCAACACGCCCUCCGCCGGCACCGAGGAGGCGCCGGUUGAUAGUGUGAGACUCUGGGAAGAAGGCUACGCCGACCGAUACUACCAGCAAAAAUUCCACGUCGAUCCCAAGGACAUUGAGUUUCGUCACAAAGUUGCUCGUGCCUACGUUGAAGGCUUGGCCUGGGUCCUCAGGUAUUACUUCCAGGGCUGCCCUUCGUGGGAAUGGUACUACCCGUACCACUAUGCGCCGUUCGCCGCCGACUUUGUUGAUCUGGGGAAGAUGACGAUAAACUUCGAAAAGGGAAGGAUAUCGCGGCCAUUCGAGCAGCUUAUGAGCGUGUUGCCGGCCGCCUCCCGGCAUUCGCUCCCCGAGGUCUUCCACGAGCUGAUGACCGAGGAAGAUAGCGAGAUCAUUGACUUCUAUCCGGAAGACUUCGAGGUCGAUCUCAACGGGAAGAAAAUGGCGUGGCAAGGAGUUGCGCUCUUGCCUUUCAUUGACAUGCCUCGCUUGUUGGCGGCGGUGGAGGGGAAGUAUCCGCUUCUAAGUCCCGAGGACCAGGCUCGCAACGCGAUGGGCAAAGAUGUGCUCCUAUUGUCAGACGCACACCCGCUCCUCUAUGACGAGAUCACGUCCAACUUCUACUCCAAAAAACAAGGCGGCACCAGUUUCAAAUUAAACCCGAGGGCAAGCGAUGGCCUGGCGGGGAAGGUCGAGAAGGUAGAGGGGUACUUGCCCCACGGCUCACUCGUAUAUCCCCUUCAGCGCAAUGCGAUGCCGGAUGUCGAGUAUGACCGGUCUCUGAGCGUGCACUACGAGUUCCCGAGUACCUCCCACGUACACAAAUCGAUGCUGUUGCGCGGGCUGAAGCUCCCACCUCCGGUCCUGGACAGGACCGACAUUGAGGUUGUCAAGGGCAAGGCACAGCGGGGAGGGCGAAGCUACGGCGGGGCGCCUCUGGGCCGAAGCAACUACCACAACGGUGGGCGGCAGCAGCCAAUCAACUACGGGCCGGGAAGCUACGGGCCGGGAAGCCACGGCCCACGCCAUGGGCGUCCAGACCGCGGAUCCUACGGCCCGCCGUCCAAUGGGUAUAAUAAUCCUCAAGCCUCGUACGGUGGGCCGCCUCCGAACUGGCAACCCCCGGCUCCUGGGCUUCCUGGUUUCGGGACGGGUGUUCCGCCGCCCCCACCACCGGCUCAUGUUUACGGAGGCGACCGGUACGGCAACACUCAAGGCCAGGGCUACGGGCAAGGUUACGGUAGUCAGUACGGGGCGCCACCACCCCCUCCGCGAGGGAAUUACCCGCCCAGAGGGCAACAGUAUCACCCGCCUCCAGGCCAGGACAGACGGGACUACCGGUCGCAUGGGGGCGAUAGGGGUCGAGAUAACCGAGGAUAUAGAUAAGUCUGGGGGGCUGGCUAUCGACGCCGUGUACGUUCCCGGGCUCUGUUGGUUUUUUGUUUCCUGUAUUUGAUGCAGAAUGUGCAUUGCGUUGGUACAAACCCUGGGGACAGGUUUGAACACAGGUUUGAACAGGGAAGAGGUGGUGGCAUACCCCCUUUGUAUGUAUUGUACAUUAUAUAGUGUACACUAUAUAACGGGAAAGAGAGAUACCUCGUCGUCAAGGGAUUUGUGGGACUUUUACCCUGACACAGUUGCAAGAGUGGCCCUUUUUGUACUGGUGCAUUGCAUGACGGAGGAGCGUGUGUCAGGGGUGUCGGGUCAGCUAGCUCUCGAGCUGUCCUCCUUUCCUUUCCGUUGCUUUCGUUGGCUUUUUCCCUCUCACCUCGUUUUCUUUUUUUCCUUUUCCUUUAUUUGCCUGUGAAGAAAAUAGUAGCAAUAGAAUUGAG
This is a messenger RNA of Phialemonium atrogriseum, 3940 nucleotides long. Its product is annotated as exoribonuclease 2. Gene Ontology annotation, cellular component: nucleus. NCBI's taxonomy places the organism in Eukaryota, Fungi, Ascomycota, Sordariomycetes, Cephalothecales, Cephalothecaceae. Gene Ontology annotation, biological process: nucleobase-containing compound metabolic process. Gene Ontology annotation, molecular function: 5'-3' RNA exonuclease activity; nucleic acid binding. Bases 426 to 3494 code for a protein of 1022 amino acids. The transcript is spliced from 3 exons. The record is from RefSeq and is a predicted model, not a curated record.